Messenger RNA from Trichoderma citrinoviride, 2412 nucleotides. RefSeq lists its product as hypothetical. The transcript has 3 exons. NCBI's taxonomy places the organism in Eukaryota, Fungi, Ascomycota, Sordariomycetes, Hypocreales, Hypocreaceae. The coding region runs from base 1 to 2412 and encodes 803 amino acids. The record is from RefSeq and is a predicted model, not a curated record.
AUGGAUUAUUCUGAGAUUUACGAUCCCACGACUCCCUUCCAGGAUGCCAUGUCCCUGGACGGCCCUCCAGACGAUAUGGGCCUCGUCCAAUCUGGCUACGUUGGGUCGCGCAUACGGGACCUCAAUAUCAAGACGAGCCAAAGCAACCUCAAAGCCCAGACUUCGCCGUACGUUACAGAUACGCGUGAAGACGCAGCGGUUUGCAGCCCAGCCUGCCAGCGCGCGCGGCUCGAAGUGACUGCUUCGCCUCCGGUCGGACAUUCGUAUCCUGGCUUGAGGGUGUAUGACGAUCAUAUCGAUGACAAUGGGGUUGCCUGGGAAGUUGCGGCGACGAGUUCUCACAGGUUCAAUGUGAAGCCGAGCUUGAGAGCCUCGAAAUCGAGCAACUCUGUGAGCUUGCAAAGCCCGACUCGGGGCCAAAACAGGUUCCGAAAUUCGCACAUGUCCAACGAGUCUGUUGUCAACCGCGCUGGUGAAGCAAGAUCAAAUUUCAAGUCUCCCAUGCGCUCUCAGGCCAACCUCCGAGCAUCGUUGCCUCCUUUUCAGACGGUGCACGAGAUCCUCGACAGCUCCAAAAAAGAACAGCAAGACGCGUUGGACAUGUUCGAUAUGUAUGGAGUCUCACGACCAGAAGGCCUCUCCAGCGAAAAGGAGCGACAGGAGGCGGUAGGGAAGACCGUCCAAGUAUGUCAUUCCUGUGGAGGACAUCUACAUACACGGGCCCGGUGUGCGAGAUGCGGCCAUGAGUUUUGCGUCAAGUGCAGAACGGAGCUGGUGAGCGGCCUUUCUACAAACCUUGGAGCUGGCCGUGGGCGUGGAAAAGACGAGGGGAUGUCGAAACAGGAGGCGUGCCGCCAUGGGGUCACUCACAGCCAGAGUGUAACCAACCUAUCACAGCCAGUGCAUAAUCGAGACAGGACAUUACAUCGUCUCUCCCAUUCAAAGAGCAGUGAUGCUGUCUCAACCUACCUCGGUCGGAGCCAAUGUAGCCACGCUGAGGCAGAACGACACGCAUAUCAACAACUUCGACAUGAACGCCGGCAGCGUCUGGACAAAUCCCACAGCGAAACAGUCAGCGCUGAACAGCAGUACGCUUGCCCAGCUUGUCAUGUCAGUACUGAUCCGGCGAGACACAGUAUCUGCUGCAUUGCUCGACAGUCCCAGUCAGGCCAGGAGCCGGUUGGCCAGAGCACUGGAGGCGAAUAUGUGACAUACAAAAGCAGUUCGAAUGAUUCUUUCAGGUCGGCUCAAAGGAAACUUGGAGUUGAUGAACAGGCCGUCAUGGCUGCUUCGCUCUCUUCUGGAUAUACCACUGCGGAACCGUUCUCGACACAGAAGCCAGACCGUCACGUUCUGUCAGAGGAGACAGCCAGUAAGUACCGGCUUUGCUAUUCGCCAUCCUCUCGCUCACACACUCACGGGACCCGGCAUGACAAGGACAGACAAUUUCCAACUCAACGGAGAAUGCAUGGUCCUGGCAACGAAACUACCGCACACGCACAGCAGGCAAUGGAACAAGACGCCUUCUGGAUCAGUUCGGAGGGCCCUGGGACGCCUCGGCAAAACAACGUGCCUCAGUCAGGCGGAGGUGGCCACCAGAACACUCCAAGAUUGACCCUGGAGGGAGUUGAACUUGACAGUGAGUUGAGCCGAUCGUCGACAUCAGUACCGGGCAAGGCUGUUUGGACGACUCCAGCAACCUCACCUCGAAUAUUGCCGUCUAGGGAUGCUGACGAUACGCCAGGACCUCCCCGCGAUACGAAGUAUGAUAAACAGACGAGGAGCACUGGGAAACAGCAGCCGCAGGUGCCAUUACGGGGGGAUAGGGGCUCACCCGCAAGAAGAGCAAACAAUUUGACUCCAGAAACAGCAAACAGAAGCGGCAGAGGGACUCUUGGAUCCCGAGACUCGGUGAAGGUCGCGAGCGUAGGCAAAAGCCCUCAGCAAACGAUCGAGUCAUCGGAUCCCUCAACAUGGAGACGACAAUUGAGGAAACUCAACGACACACCGGCAUCCGGGGCUGGCUCCCCGCGGAAGGAAGAUUUAGUAUCAUCUCCCGACUUUGAUAGGCGUUUGCGUCAAUCUCCAGCACAAUCAUCAAAGAAGCAUCAAGCAGAGGCUGCUGUUGAAGAGUCAAAGAUGGCUUCCGAUAAGUCUAGUGGCGAUUCCGAGAUGCCCAUAAGCCAUCACAUUUGCGAGUGGCGCACCCGGUACUUGGGGCUCAGUUCUGCCUUUGACAAGCUCAAACUCGAACUGGGUGAGACUUUGGACCAGCAAGAGAGCCAGCGCAUUGCAGAUGAAGAAUCAGAGCGGCAGAGAUACAGGGAUGGUGGCAUCGAGGGCUUGACCAUAAUCGUGCACAGAAGAUUCAGGGAGGACUUGGUUCUCAACACGGACUUGAAGGAAGAUUGA